CCCAGGCAUUCCGUGACCCGCUCUCUCAAAGGCAAGCCAGAUCUUCCUCACCUCCGUCGUCCGUUCAGCCUCUAUCGAUCGUCAGCCUCCAUCGCCUUGACCAAGCUCCACCACGAGGUCUACAACCACGUGAAGAUGGUCCUCAGAGUCUCUGAAGCCUUGACGGUCUUCCCCGACGACAGAACAGAAUCAUUCAAGGAUUCUAGGGCGACCUUCUACAGGGCGGAAGACAGAGAGGUGAAUAUCCCGAACGAUGGCGAGAAGCAACUCCCAAAGGCCCCGGAGGGCGACAACAACAGCCACGUACUUUCCAAAGAUGUCGCAGGCCAUCUCCUGACCGUCCUCGGCUACACCGACAAGAAGGACGCGGCGCUCAUCAAGGAACUUGCCAAAAAAGUCAUCAACUCAAAGGAGAACAUCGUGCAGAAGCCCAGAAGUGAGAACCAUCCAGGAGACACCAACAAAGACAACGCAAUCAUCGACGCAAUCCAUGGCGACGGCGUCAUGUACAUCAAGGAUGGCGUGAGAGCUCGAGGGCAGGAGGUGCUGAACAUGUUGAAUCAGCACGUUGAAGAAAAGGCGCCACUGCUAACAGAAAAGGCGGCACAGGCACUCAGAGACGUGCGCGACGUAUACGAGGUAUUAGCGGACAAUGUGAGAAUACAGAUGUGCCAUUGCAAGUACAAGUAUCCUCCCUGACUUCUUUGCAGGAGAAGUUUAAACAGAGAGGUCACUAUGACAAGGAGACCGGCACUGUGGAAACCAUUGCUAGUGAGACAUAUCACGCGUCUCCGUCUACCGAGAUGAGCAAAAAUGGGCAGCCCGUCUUCAUCGGCGACAAAGGGGGGGUAAGCAUAUGUUUGACCUACUCAUUCUGUCUCUCACCAUCGUCUAUUCGUGCAGCGUUUCUACAUCAAUGGCAAGGGACAUCGUCAGUACGUCAACAAGGAGGACACCGUCCCUCGGACAUUUUCAAAUGAACCUCCGAAAAAUACCCCUGCUGCAGAAAAAGCUGACACGACGGCGUUCGACAAGAAACCCGCUCCACCCCAGGUGAACAAAAAUACGCAGUCAGCCAGAGGAAAAGCGAUGUCCUCUGCGCUUUCUGAAUGACAGGAGACAUUGGAAGAAAGAGGGCACUACGAUGGUAAGACCGGCAGUGUAAAGACGAUCGCCGGUGCGACGUAUUCGGCAUCUCCAUCGACCCUCAAGGCUAAGAACGGGCAGCCGAUCUUCGUUGGCCCCAGAGGCGGGGUAAGUCUUCAAUCGGCCUUAAUGACCACACUUUAGUGACCACACUCUACUGAAUGCCUGUCUUCACUGUCUAUGCAGCUCUUUUACAUUGAUGGAAAGGGGCGUCGUCAGUACGUGGACGAAAAAGACGCCAUUCCUGAGACACAGACCAGGCCUUUGAGAAUGGCAGACGAUGCGAAAUCCGUUCCCACUGCCGAUACGGUCUCCGGCAAGGGCAUCGGUGAGGGCAAGCCAAUCGGCGUGAAUGCGAAGGGCGAGACGGUGUUCGAAGGACCGAAGGGCGGUCGCUACAUAGUGGACGCCAGCAACAAUCGCCACUAUCGUGCCGAGGUGCAGUCCAAUCAGGUGCCUUCCACCGGCAGCACCACUGGAACAGGCUCUUACACCAACACGGGCACUGUCAAGGAGGUUGGCACCAACAAAAAGGGCGAGCCUGUGUAUGAGGGCCCACUCGGAGGUAUAUUUACAAUAAGCCAGAGCAACACCCGACGCUAUGGAGCCCACGUGGAGAGAUAUCAUCCUCAGCCCAUCACAAGCACAGCCAGCAGCAUCCCCGCGGCCAGUGCAAGCAGCGGCUCGACGGGAGUUGGGAGCGGAACUCUGAUCGGGCACACAACCCGCGGCAAUCCAGUGUAUAUGGGGCCGCAAGGAGGCCAAUACACCGUCAGCGCUGAGGGCAAUCGCGGCUACAGCGCCAAUGCUGCGUACACCUUGAGCAGCGAAGGAACCGGCGGAAACUCGAGUGGCGGAGGGGGAGGCUAUACGAGUGGGCAGGGAGUGGGGAGCGGAACUCUGAGCGGAUACACAUCUGGCGGCAAUGCCGUCUUCACGGGACCUCGCGGUGGCACCUAUACCGUCAGUGCCUCGGGCAAUCGCAGGUACGGAGCCAAGGCGGUGUGAAGGCCCGAGGGGAGGGAUGCGUACCCACCAAAUGUGACACGAGGGCAAGAUGGGCUAUAGGGCGAUGGGUGUUCCUUCAUGUCUCGGUGUCACCUGUGUCUCCUUAUCUGUUCUGCUUGUUGGGAGAGAGGGCGUGAUUGUCGGUUCGUGUGGCCCUGUUUCAUCUCUUUGCCUGGUCGGGCUGUGGUAGGGAAGGAUGCAUGUGUCUUUGCCUAUUGCGUUUGCGGGCCCGUCUGAAUAACUGUUCAAUGCAGCUGCGAGAGAUUGAUGGUGACAAUGCAGAGAGGGCACAGGGCGCGAUGAGAUGAAAGAAGAAGGAAUCAGCUGAGGGCAAGAAAGGCUGCAUGUAUGGCGAGGGAUGUGGUGUUCAUUCAUGUCUUUUGUCGCUUGUGUCUCCUUAGCCGUUCUGUCUGACUGUCGGUCUUGUCACGCAGCAGUGGGUGCGAGGGAUGAGAGAAGGGGAAGAAUGGUGACGUGCAGGGGCUUUGAUGUCUGGUCUGGUCUGGUCUGGUUGGCUGUCUGUAUGAGGGAGGGAAGGACGGGUGGCUGUGCUUGUCGAGCGUGCGGCGAUGUGUCUGAUCAAUGCAGUUUCUUGAAGGGGUGGACUGAUGAGACAGACUACCAUGUGUAAGCGUGCACACGCCCUUUCGCGCACUGCGUAAUGGUACACAGGCACGUGCAAAGACAAAAUACGUACCGAAUGGCUCUUGCACCCAUCAUUAGCAGCACGGGAAAAAUGAGUACUGUUAAAUAUUUAUACUGGUGGUGGUUCUUGAGUCACGUACGGUGCGAACUGCAUUCACUCAUUCAUUGAAUGUCUCGCUCGCGUUACAUAGUACAUAACACAGACAGAUCGAUCCGGGUGGACAAGCUGGAUGGAUGGAUGGAUGGAUAAGCUGACGGACGGUGCGUGGCCUGACUUCGCUCUUAAGAACAUGUGUGUACACAUGGGUGGGCGGUUGAUUAAGCCAUCGUCUUCCCUCCCGUAGGUCACUCCCACGCUGCGAAUUCAUCAGCCGACACAACCACGCGAGACAUCAAUCUAAAGGACUACGGAAUAUAAAACGUAGGCAGCGAUGACCGGUGAGGCCACACUUGUCGUAGUCAGCGUCGUCCAUGGUGCUGCCACGUGGGGGCCGGGCGUGCCGUCCUCUCUGCAGGGGGCUGUCGGGCGUCGGGCCCGCAGGAUCUUGCGCAGGCUCUCCAGGUCGAUGACCUUGAGCUCGCCAGUGGCCUCGUCCGCCACCAGCAGGUUGCCGUAGUGGUAGUCGUUGUGCGUCACGCCCAGGGCGUGCAGCCCAAGCAUGCACAGCAGCACAUUGACCCCCACCA
This is a messenger RNA of Vitrella brassicaformis, 3486 nucleotides long. NCBI's taxonomy places the organism in Eukaryota, Vitrellaceae. The record is from the annotation of a GenBank genome assembly.